AUGAAAAUAUCAGGGGCAAUUAUGCCAUUAAGAGCCCUCAGGAGCAUCACAAGUUAUACUAAUUGCUUUCUUCAAAUAUCUACGCCAUCGUUCAAAUUAGAACCCUUACCAUCGAGUUUGCAUGAAUCUAUAACCGUUGGCUGUGAUAUCUGUGACGUGGAGACGUUUCAGGAUGGCUCAUUCUCGUGUAAUCACGGACGGAAGGAAUGUGAUGCAAAUCGUCUACAAUCAUGUGUCAUUGACGUCUUGAAGGUCAGCCAAUUUGAUUUCCCUUUCAGGAGUCAUCCUCAUAACCAUCAAUUCCAGUCAUCUGGAGCCUUACCAUUCAUCGUAUGCUUCGAACGAAUCAUCCAUCAUAGUACGGUUGAUCAAGCAAUGCAUGCCUGUUCAGCAUUCAUUCGAAAUCAGUACCGACAAAUCAGGUACUGUUUCGACGGUGAGCGAGGAAUCCAACUGCAACGUUCUGCUGCACAUAAGACAAUGAGCACCAAGCCGCAUCCGAUUUUAGAGGUACCGUAUCUUCUGAUCAACGACUACACGCCUUCAGUCGACAAUAACAAUUUGAAUGUAAUGCUUCUCCCACAAUUGUUAAACAAGUGGUUCAAGUUAUAUUCAUGA
Molecule: messenger RNA, 618 nt
Organism: Haemonchus placei
Lineage: Eukaryota; Metazoa; Nematoda; Chromadorea; Rhabditida; Trichostrongylidae
Source: the annotation of a GenBank genome assembly